Fukomys damarensis (Damara mole-rat) is the source of this 1355-nucleotide messenger RNA. RefSeq names its product DnaJ heat shock protein family (Hsp40) member B13 (gene Dnajb13). The record is from RefSeq and is a predicted model, not a curated record. Bases 90 to 1013 code for a protein of 307 amino acids. Gene Ontology annotation, cellular component: cytosol. Gene Ontology annotation, molecular function: protein-folding chaperone binding. The transcript has 8 exons. Lineage: Eukaryota; Metazoa; Chordata; Mammalia; Rodentia; Bathyergidae.
GCCCCUGUGCGGUUGUCAGGAGCAACCAAGGAAUGCGGACUAACGGCCAUGUUGAAGUUUGAGGAUUAACAACUCACUGCCAGCCAGCCAUGGGCCAGGAUUAUUACUCUGUGCUCCAGAUCACUCGCAAUUCAGAGGAUGCUGAGAUCAAGAGGGCCCUAAUUUUGUUGGUGAAUACAGAUGUCGAUUACGUCAUCACAACCAUUAUAAAAGGGUACCGGAAACUUGCCCUGAAGAACCACCCACUGAAGUCGGACGAGCCAUUUGCAGCAGAGACAUUCAGGCAAAUAGCAGAGGCCUACGAUGUGCUGAGCGAUCCUGUGAAGAGAGGCAUCUAUGACAAAUUUGGAGAGGAGGGCCUGAAGGGCGGAAUUCCUCUGGAGUUUGGAGCCCAGACACCAUGGACAACUGGCUACGUCUUCCACGGCAACCCUGACAAGGUUUUCCAUGAGUUCUUCGGGGGAGACAACCCUUUCAGUGAAUUUUUUGAAGCAGGAGGAAGUGAGGUGGAUUUGAAUUUUGGAGGACUCAGGGGUCGAGGGGUCAAGAAGCAGGACCCCCCAAUUGAACGGGAUCUCUAUUUAUCCCUGGAGGACUUAUUCUUUGGCUGCACCAAAAAAAUUAAGAUCUCUCGACGGGUGCUAAACGAGGACGGGUACUCCUCUACCAUCAAGGACAAGAUCCUCACAAUCGAUGUGCGGCCUGGGUGGAGGCAGGGCACACGCAUCACCUUUGAGAAGGAAGGAGACCAGGGUCCCAACAUCAUCCCAGCGGACAUCAUCUUCAUUGUGAAGGAGAAGCUGCACCCUCUGUUCCGCAGGGAGAAUGACAACCUUUUCUUUGUGAACCCCAUCCCCUUGGGCAAGUGCUGCCUGCCCACCUCCCCCUGGAAGGCCUUCUUCCCUCUCCAGAAUGGCGAGGAGUCCCUUCUUGACUCCCACAGACCUGUCCUUUCCAUCUCUAUCAGGACCUUAGUAUGCCGUCAACAUCAGUGUGACCCUGCAAGACUGUGAACUCCUUGAGGAUGGGUCAUGGCCUAGUUAGUGGUGGCAAACCUAUGGCAUGCGUGUGCAGCAGGCUGUUUACAUUAUUAAAAGCUCUAAAAGGUUCGCCAGCACUGGCCUAGGUCAUUCAUCUAUUAGUGUUUUUUUCUGAUACCAGAGAUCGAAUUUAGGAUUUUGUGCUUGUCAGGCAGGUGUUGUGUCACUGAGCUAAAUCCCCCCAGCCCUCAUCUAUUAGUUUUCAAACAGUUUUUCAUCUCUCUGGCACCCUCCUAAGGGCCUGGUAACAAAUAGAAUCAUACAGUGCCUUCUAAAUAGGUUGGCCAUGGUGGCCCCCUCCUUUGCUCCUAACCU